Messenger RNA from Scophthalmus maximus (turbot), 1165 nucleotides. RefSeq names its product ring finger protein 4 (gene rnf4). Gene Ontology annotation, molecular function: transcription factor binding; zinc ion binding. The coding region runs from base 297 to 950 and encodes 217 amino acids. Gene Ontology annotation, biological process: positive regulation of transcription by RNA polymerase II. The transcript has 8 exons. The record is from RefSeq and is a predicted model, not a curated record. NCBI's taxonomy places the organism in Eukaryota, Metazoa, Chordata, Actinopteri, Pleuronectiformes, Scophthalmidae.
CUAUCACCUACUUCCGUCAGAGAAGAAGAUGCUCCGGAAGCAGUGCCGGUAGCAGCUAACGCUAGCAUCAACUGAUUGGCGGGAAUUAAUCGGUUUGGAGUUCGUUGUUCUCUAUUUCUGACAUUUCGAGCAAAACCCUUGAAAACUGACGCGGAACUGCAGCCACCUGUUACCCGUGAACAGCCCGGAGCUAAGCGAGGUGAGGCUAACAAGCUAACCGCUAGCUACCUGUUACCCGUGAACAGCCCGGAGCUAAGGGAGCCCUCGAGUCCUCUGGCCUCCGUGUCUCCGAUGAUAUGAGCAGCUCUGCUCAGAGGAAGAGGAGGACCACAGGAAGCCCUCUUGGUUCCAGACCCUGCACCAAGACCAGCAGAGCGGCUAACGGCAGGAGGACUAACACUAACAGAGCAACGAAGAGGACAGCUGAUGGGGACCCUGCCCCCCCCCAAGAGACCAUCGAUGUGAUGGACAACACUGAAGGCUAUGUGGAGGAGGUGGUGGAUCUGACCUGUGAAGGAUCAGAAGCUGCCGUGGUCGACCUCACAAGCAACGACUCCGUUCUGGUAACAUCAGUCAAUCAGCCAUUCAACAAGUCAAUCAGUCAGUCAACAAGUCAAUCACUGGUGGACGAAGGUCCUCAGAACAGGAGAGUCCCCACAGGUGAGAGUUACAUCGUCAGCAGUGACGAGGACGAGGACACCCCUCAUGUCCUUAGUGCUGGCACAGUGUCCUCUGAACACACCUCCAGGUCGACUCCCGGGACAAUCAGCUGUCCCGUCUGUCUGGAUUCGUACUCUGAGAUUGUUGACAGCGGCCGAUUGGUUGUUUCCACUAAAUGUGGUCAUGUGUUCUGCAGUCAGUGUUUGAGAGAUGCUCUGACAUCAUCGCACACAUGUCCGACCUGCAGGAAGAGACUCACCCACCGCCAGUACCACCCCCUCUACAUCUGACAUCACUCUGACAUCAUCAGUGACACCAGAUGUCAUUUGCUGCUAAAAGUUUUUUAUUUAAAGUUGUUUUGUAUUGGAAACAUAACGCCUACAGUCAGAAGUUAUUGAUGAUUGAUAUGUUUCAUUUUCAGUUGAGUGUUAUCAUCUCUGAUCAUCUUAAAUGUUCAUUCCUUCAUGUGUAAAAGUAGAAAUAAAUUCCAAUGAUUCUGUGGAAA